Messenger RNA from Planococcus citri (citrus mealybug), 2365 nucleotides. RefSeq lists its product as uncharacterized. Bases 819 to 2243 code for a protein of 474 amino acids. Lineage: Eukaryota; Metazoa; Arthropoda; Insecta; Hemiptera; Pseudococcidae. The transcript is spliced from 14 exons. The record is from RefSeq and is a predicted model, not a curated record.
UUGAGGACUGAGGGUGAUCUCAUUAUCAAGGCACAUCAGAACAGCUCAAGUCGCCUUCGUUUUGAUGGAAAUGGGUUUUCACGCUUCAUCUUCGGAGUUAGCCAAUGCUUCAGAGUUUAGAUUCGGCCAAUGCUCUCAUUGACAAUAUUUUCCUAACGUUAUUGUUAAAAACUGAGGACAGUAGUAAUGCAGCGAAAGAUAUCGAUGAUUCUGAUUGAUGGUCGACUCCUGAAGCUUAUUUCACUCGUAUGAAACCAGAAAGAAUGGUGAAAAAACGAAAAUGACGACGAUGAGAAGAAAGAUGAAAAAUACCGGUGAAGAUAUUGAACUUCCUUAAGUAGAGAAUGGAUCUGAGAAGAAUGUACAACCAACGUCGUUUUAUCAAACAAGGCAAGUCUGAGGAAAGGAAACGUUAGAGGGAGAACAAUGAAUAAUCUUGUGUCUACCUCAAGAUCAGAAAAGGCCCAACUCGAGUUAUCUCGUUGAGAACAACCCGAUUCCAAAAAGAAAACCAAACCAAAGGUGCUAAUUAGAUUUUCCAUUGAUAGAAAUUCAGUUUGAAUGUGCACGUAUCCAUCGAUGUCCGUAAUCUCCGAGCUGAAACUUUUUAAAUUGAAAAGCGAUGACUUCAUUAUUCAAGAAGAUUGUAAAAAAAAUUGCACUUCAAGAGAUCCUGCGCUUGUAACUAUUCGUUUCCAACGUGCUCCGGUUCUUCUGUGAUCUUUCUAUUUUAUGAAAAUAUGAAUUUCACAUUAUUAUCGAAAAUGAUCAAAAGUUCAUAGUUUCCAAAUAUUUAAUAAUCGAGCUUCGUAGAAGAAAUGCAGUGUGAAGUACGAGGAAUGUCUGAUGCGAACCCUCGUGUUAGUGACACGUUGCCCAAAAGAGGUCGAGUCAACGAAGUGUGUCGUGAAUGGGUCGUCCAUGAAGACGAAGCGCUCGCGUAUCAGUUACAGAAGCAAGAAGUUGAACAGCAUUAUGGAGGCAACAAAGAGCGAAAUGCACGCGUUCGAGAAGAUUUUCCCAAAGCUAAAGAAGAACAAGAGAAGGAGAUCGUCGAAGCGGCUGAGAAAUACAGACAAAUGGUCAGGCAGCAAGAGAUGAUCGAUUCGAUGUACGCUCGCAGAGUGGCUGAAAAAAUUGAAAAAGAUGAUGUAGAAAAGAGAAGAAGAGCCGAAAUACGAGAUCAAUUCGUGGCGAAAAAAAUGCAGGCUUACGAAAUGGUAAAAAAUAACCACGCUCAGCAUGUCGAUAGAAACGCAUUGAUAAACGCUACGCCAUCGUCAUCGCCAUUCGUACCGGAUGUAAAUAGAGUCGGUUUACCUAUAAUUGAGGAUGCGCAUUACGAAUCUGCCGGUGCAAGACAUCAUGCGAGCGUCAAAAUCGCCCAUAAUUUGAGGAAUCUCCGACUGAACGACUGCAACGGAAAUCAUGGGCCGGAAAUGGAAAAUGUCGAGUCAUGUUCGAGCGGUAGUAAUUAUUCUGCUAACUACAACAGCAACGUAGUACGUGUGAACCGGACUCCCACGCCGGCCACCUUAUUACCGGAAGAUUUGAACGAAAUUUUAACGGACGCCGAUCUGCAGGAAGAAGCUAAUAAACGAUUACAAGAAGAGAAAGAUGCGGAGUUCGCUAAAAUGUUGCAAAAACAAGAAGAAGAAAUUAUUAACGAUGAAAUCGAUCGAGAUAGACUGAUGGCCAUCGAAGCCCAAGAUAAAGAAUUAGCAAAACUACUUUACGAAAAAGAAAAAGCUAAAUUGAAACGUGCCAAGGAACGAGCUAGACAACGAGCUUUGCUAAAAAAGCAAUCUCAAAAUACCCCGAAUGCGGAUACCGCGAAUAAUGCAAUCUCAGCCAAACCAAUUUGCCCAGUGCCAGAAAUUCAAUACGAAUCAGAACAGCCGUCGUGUUCUUCUUCGACUGAACCAAUUCCGUGUACGAGUCUUCACGAAAAUGCGGAAAGCCAUCAACUUCAACACCAAUCUUCGGUCGAAGAACGUCCGCAGUUUCGUUCGUUGAACGCUGCCAGUCGUACCCCGCCAGUAUUACAAAACGUUGCGAUGCAUAUCGACCCCACGUAUUUAUCCCAACAAUUGUCUAGUAUGCCAAAUUCGCUAAUUUUUCAAGAGGGAGAUAACACGGCGCCACCUUAUAUGCCAAUCCAAGGACAGCGUCGUAAUCCGCCUUUGCCCGUUGAGAAAAAACAAAAAAAGGCUAAGCCCAAAGAUGGAUGUAAACAACAGUGAAAUCUCCCCGUUCAUUAUCUUUUUGUUUUAGUGUUAUUUUUGUUUUUCGCUUGUUGUAUUUUUAAUUUUAAUUUUUUUUUAUUGUUUGCGAAUAUAUUUUUCAUCGUUUGUUCUUUUUUAAA